AUGGACCUGCUGCUGCUCCUCUUGCUGCUGAUUCUCUGCAGUAAAGCACAGGGUUUGUGUUUGCAUUUGUAUUUUGCAUCCUACUCCUCUUGUUUGCAGCUGGUUUUGAGAAGCCCUGAUUGUAGUUCAGCUCCACCUCCAUUUUACAAACAGGGAACCAAGGCAGAGAAAGGGGUAGUGAUUGCUCCAGGUGACUUUCCUCCUUCCCCACCUCCCUCUUCAUCUCCUCGGGCUGCCAGGAAGCCCAGUGACCCAGGCAUCUCCAUCUAUUCAGUCCCCCCAGCCUCAUACCCCAAGCCAUGGCUGGAGGCUCAGCCAGGCGCAGUUGUGACUCCCGGGGUCAACGUGACCUUGAGGUGCCAAGCUCCCCAACCCUCCUGGAGGUUCGCACUCUUCAAGGCUGGAGAGAUUACCCCAGUGCUGCUUCGGGAUGUGGCUGCGGAGCUGGCGGAGUUCUUCCUGGAGGAAGUGACCCCAGGCCAGGGAGGCAGUUACCGCUGUUGCUACAGGAGGCAAGGGUGGGGGCCAGGGGUCUGGUCCCCACCCAGUGAUGCCCUGGAACUGCUGGUGACAGACGUACUGCCGCCACCGUCGCUGGUGGCACUGCCCGGGCCGGUGGUGGCGCGCGGCGCGAACGUGAGCCUGCGCUGCGCGGGCCGCGUGGGCGGCAUGAGCUUCGCUCUGUACCGCGUGGGAGAGGCGGCGCCGCUGCAGUACCGCGACUCAGCGCAGCCUUGGGUCGACUUCCCCCUGCCCGCCGCCCGCGCCCCCGGCACCUACAGCUGCUACUACCACACGCCCUCGGCGCCCUAUGUGCUGUCGCAGCGCAGCGAGCCGCUGGUCGUCAGCUGGGACGGCGCUUUACCCUCGGACUACACCCAGGGGAACCUCUUACGUCUGGGGCUGGCUGGCCUGGUCCUCAUCUGCCUGGGCGCGCUGAUGGCUUUUGACUAUCGCAGCCAGAGCUACGCUGGUGGGGGGCUCCUGUCAUGAGCCCCAGGGGAACUGGAUAAAGACUCUGGCAGCUUGAGAAGACUUGCUGGAGAGGGACGGAGAAGAAGCUGAGACCCCUGGGGUUGGACUGGCAAUUUUCGAAGCCUCACAGCCUGUGAACCUCAUCCCCCCCUGCUGACCCCAAUUUAUAAUAACCAGCCUUCGCCUGUGCCCCCAGCUCUGUAGCUUCCUUCUGGGCCAU
Molecule: messenger RNA, 1195 nt
Organism: Loxodonta africana (African savanna elephant)
Lineage: Eukaryota; Metazoa; Chordata; Mammalia; Proboscidea; Elephantidae
Gene: OSCAR
Product: osteoclast associated Ig-like receptor
Exons: 4
Coding region: 1-993 (330 amino acids)
Cellular component (GO): plasma membrane
Molecular function (GO): collagen receptor activity
Source: RefSeq, a predicted model, not a curated record